AUGUCCAGCUACAACAAACGGAUUCGGGAAAACUACCUCUCCACUCGGGUAAACGACGAGAGAGAGAAAAUGACUCUGCAGAACAUAUAUACCUUCGACAAGAUGGCGGGGAUAGACCAGCAGAAAAAAGAAAUAAUGGAGGCCCUAAAAAUGCCUUUGGAGCACUAUAAAUACUAUGAGCAGAUUGGGGUUGAGCCUGCGGGCGGUAUACUUAUUCAUGGGCCGUGCGGGUGCGGAAAAACAGCCUUUGCAAAUGCAGCUGCCAAAGAGGCAGGUCUUCCGAUUUUUCCUAUUACAAGAGGGGACUUUAUUUCUAAAAGCGGGGCUUCUGAAGAUAACGCCUCGGCUGUUUUAGAGAAGGCAGUUUCGUUCUCUCCAGCGAUUAUACUCAUCGAUGACAUAGACCGGUUUUGUAUGAAAAGGGAGGGGCUAGACAAUGAGUCAGACAAGCGGGUGGUUCUUCGGGUAGUGGAGUUUAUCAGUGCCCUUCCAAAGAAAGUGCUGGUUAUUGCAACAGCCACCUCUGCAGAUGACAUAGAUCCAAUUCUCAGAAGGUCUGGAAGGCUGGAGAGAGAAAUAAAGCUGAUGGUGCCAACUGAAAAUGAGAGAAAGCUAAUCGUGCAGAAGCUUUUUUCUGCUACAGUGAAUAAGAAUCUUGACUACGAAAAAAUUACAAAAGCCACUCCAGGAUACGUUGGUGCAGAUAUUAAGCUGCUAGUAACAGAGGCAGGCCACUCGGCGGUUAGGCGGGCUGUGCGCGAGAAAGAAAAUAUUUCUGCAAGCGCUGGUGGCCAGCGUGAGAGUCUCUUGGCAAUCACACAGGACGAUGUGUGCGAGGCUUUGGCAAAAGUGCAGCCUGUUGCCAAAAAGGAGGGCUUCACAACAGCAUCGGAUAUCUCCUUAGAUGAUGUGGGGGCCAUGGAGCACAUAAAGAAGGUGCUUGAGAUGGCCAUAGUGCAGCCUUCUUUGUAUCCAGAGAGAUUUAUAAAGGUGGGAAUUCAGCGGCCUGCCGGAGUUCUUCUUUAUGGGCCGCCAGGAACGGGAAAAACAAUGCUGGCGCGGGCUAUAUCUAACAAGACACACUGUAACUUCAUUUCUGUGAAAGGGCCAGAGCUGAUCAGCAUGUAUUAUGGAGAAAGCGAGAGAGCCAUCAGAAAGCUCUUUGCCAGAGCAAAGGCAUCCCAGCCAUGUGUCAUAUUUUUCGAUGAAAUUGACUCAAUAUGUAGGAAGAGAGAUGCUGGAGCAAGCAAAUUUGGAGACACCCUUGUGAACCAGCUGUUGAUAGAAAUGGAUGGGCUUGAGGGAAGAGGAGCUGUCUAUGUUCUGGGAGCUACAAAUAGAAUAGACAUCCUAGACAGAGCUCUUCUGCGCCCAGGGCGAUUUGAUAACAUAAUUGAGGUGCUGCCGCCCACUCCUUUGGAGCUCAUUGAAAUACUAUCCAAAAAGCUCUCAAAGCUAGCUGUUGAUAAGAAUGUCAACCUGGAGGCAUUGUACCUGGAGGGCCUCACUGGUGCAGAGAUAGAUCUGCUUAUAAGAGAGGCCGGAAAUGUGUGUCUGCAGGAAACGCCUUUAGACUCCGAUCCAGUUAUUGGGCAGGCGCACUUAGAGUAUGCUUUAGAAAAAAUAAGAGAUAAAAUCUAUACUCUUCAGAAAUAA
This is a messenger RNA of Nematocida ausubeli, 1656 nucleotides long. RefSeq lists its product as uncharacterized. Gene Ontology annotation, cellular component: nucleus. Gene Ontology annotation, molecular function: ATP hydrolysis activity; RNA binding; ATP binding. The record is from RefSeq and is a predicted model, not a curated record. Lineage: Eukaryota; Fungi; Microsporidia. The transcript has a single exon. Gene Ontology annotation, biological process: ribosome biogenesis. Bases 1 to 1656 code for a protein of 551 amino acids.